Messenger RNA from Peniophora sp. CBMAI 1063, 861 nucleotides. The record is from the annotation of a GenBank genome assembly. Lineage: Eukaryota; Fungi; Basidiomycota; Agaricomycetes; Russulales; Peniophoraceae.
AUGGGAAAGAAGAAAGACAACGUUGACGAAGACGACGUCAACGUCAACGUCAACGACCUCGCGGCUACUACAUACGCGAACAUCGCACGACUGACUAGGAUGGGCUACAUCGCUCCUGACCACGCUAGGUGGGCGUUGGGCAUACUUCCUCUGGAAAGGAAGGAUAGGUUCCUGGGUUCCUGGAAGCAGGAUAUGAGGGUACUAGAUGUGGACAGCACCGACACAGUGAGGGUGCAUAGGUUACCGUAUGAUUCUGAGAGGUGGCGCUGGGUCUGCCACAAUGAGAUGGCCGACGGCUGGGUAUCACUCCACGACCUCCGAUUCACAGCAGCGAAUCCCGCGUCCCAAGACUCGGCGUCAAGUAGCAGGCGCACAAGAUACGCCGAAGAGCCACCCGCUCCUACGGCCACCCGCGGCAAACGUGGAAAGCACAGAGCUCCAUCCCAGGACACUAGCGUCGACUCUUUCUCAGAUGCAAGGUAUCAUCUACGCCACCAGCCCGCCGAACUCGCAGGGACAGAGAAUCGGUUCAAGGACCCUCCUUCCUUGGAAGAGUACCCGAGGAAUGCAGCCUCGUACUACCAGUCGUCGCGAUAUCACUUUGUUCCAGAGGGAUGCAUCGACAAGUCCGGUACUGGAUGUCGGAGAGAGGCUGAUAUUGCCCACGGUCGUCUCGAGCAGCGAAGACACGCGCAACAGUCCAGACAGAGCGAUAGGCGCCAUCGCAAGCGUACAAGAUUUGAAGACGACGAACAGCCUGUGGACGGUGACCCUCCUCGGAGCCGCAAGAAACGCAUCGAGUCCGGAGAUGACACCGCCGAAAGCGAGGCUGCACAUAGCCUUUUGCAGCUGAAAAGCUGA